GCAAUGCAGGUGGUGAGGAGCAGAAGCAGUCUGAGAAAACAGCUGUACCAAAUCCUUGUUUUUUAUUUAUUUAAUUGUUAUUGUAAGUGAAAUUUUAAGAAAAGUGUUAAUUAUUUUAGAACUAAUAUGUCACAGUGUGUGGAGAAACCUUUGUGUUUUGCUUUGAAGCUUUUUGCUCUUGCGUCAGUUUCACUGCUUUACAGUCGAACAGUCGAAUGUGCAGAAACCAAAUUAACAUUGAAACUCAACACAACCCGAAACCUGAACAUCACUCAGAACUUCACACACAAUGAACCCUGGGUUCUCCCCGUUCACAGGCUGUGCUCAGGACAAAAUGAGAGUUACUGCAUUAAUGGUGUCUGUUCAUUUCAUGAAAACAUCAACACGCUCUCCUGCACGUGUCACUCGGGGUUUAUGGGUAAACGUUGUGAACUUAGGGACCUGACUUCAGGUGUGAGUACAUACUACAAUCUGGAGGAAGUGAUCGCUCUCAGCUGCGGAGUGAUUUUACUGCUCGCCUGCGUGUGUGUGCUCGGCUGCUGCUGCUGCUACAGGAAGUGCAGCAGUAAACCAGCUCCUCCAUAUAAACACCAGGAAAGCAGUGUGUGAAUGAGACCCAGGGCGACACGGAGAGCUGAGAACUGAAACACAGCCGGUUGGUCGCACGGCUCCCCCUGAUGGACACUUACAGAACUGCACAAGUUCCACACACCGAGUGCACUACUGAGAAGUGCCCUUAUUCCAUACAGUUACACUAGUUACACUUAUACCAUACAGUUAGCUACAAAACUGUAAUUAGGGAAACUAGAAACACAAGUCAGGAUGUGGUGUAGUGUGAUACAUUAUUAUUAUUAUUAUUAUUAUUAUUAUUAUUAUUAUUAUUAUUAAGAGUAAUGUGGCUGUAAUUAAACAGUUGUGUAAUUAUGUCAAAAAUAACAAUUUUUUCCCUCAACCCUUCUGUAUUUAUUUAUUAUUGAAAUCUAAAAUUAGUAUAUUUCUGAUAUUUAUUUAUAGUGUUUGUCAAUAAAAAUCCCUUUCAGAGA
This is a messenger RNA of Pangasianodon hypophthalmus (striped catfish), 1043 nucleotides long. It is a transcript of the gene epgn, whose product is annotated as epithelial mitogen homolog (mouse). The record is from RefSeq and is a predicted model, not a curated record. The transcript has 5 exons. Gene Ontology annotation, biological process: positive regulation of mitotic nuclear division; epidermal growth factor receptor signaling pathway; positive regulation of cell population proliferation. Lineage: Eukaryota; Metazoa; Chordata; Actinopteri; Siluriformes; Pangasiidae. Bases 127 to 609 code for a protein of 160 amino acids.